GCGAGCGUGUUUCAUAUCUCGGUACCUGGUACAACAAAAAAAAAUGUGUAGCCUAAUAAUUCUAAUUCCUGAAUCACAUUAUAUCGUUCAUCAGUACUACAAAAGUAGUACAUGCCUAUAGUAUUAAGAUAUUCUAGACAAUCUUUCAUUAGCAUGCAGUAUAUUUUCGUAGCAUUGCUAAGCAUUUUGUGCUGUGCAAGUUCGUUUGAUUACAAAUGUUCACGUUCUGGAUCGAGAUGUCAUUUUCCGUUUUUCCUUUCAAGCACCAACCAGACACACCAUGGAUGUCUUCCCUACCAGCGAAGUGCAUUAUGGUGUGUUGUUAACAGAGAUGGACGUCUUGUACCAACAAUUUGCGUCCCAUGUUUAGGUGAUGGAGAAUGUUAUGUAAAAGCAAAUGACUAUCCAACUCAAUUUACUUUGGAAUGUCCUCGAUCAUGUGCGUUUGUCACCGCUAAUCUGUGGGGAACGAAUGUUUAUUCAAAUAAUUCAUUUGUCUGUGCUUCUGCAAUACAUGCUGGUAUUUAUCCAGCAACUGUGGGUGGAACAAUCAAAGUAGAAAGGCGGGAUCGUCCAUUAAGUUAUACAGGGUCGUCAAGAAACGCUCUUCGAUCUAAAACAAUAAUUUCCUCACAUACUGCAUUUCGCCCAACAAAAAUUCCAACACCUUCCUUUCCUGGUUUAAUUUACACUGUUGGGAAUAAAAUUAAAGUGAUUCCUUCAACCAAGGUGAAUCUACGACAUGAUAAGUUAACAUUGGUAUCAGGACAAAAUCGAAUUGUUUCUGUUGAUUUGGAUACCAGGAGAAAUUUUGUGUUUUGGAUCAUUGCACAUACAAGGCAGAUUAUGAAGGCAACUUUCAGUGAUGAUUACACAUCAGUUACAGAUACUACGGUUCUACAAGGACCAACCACGGUAAACAAACCAAUACAGCUAUCAUACGAUUGGGUCCAUGAGGUAAUAUACUGGACAGAUGCCCACAGUGUACGAGUUGCUAUGACAACUAGUAAUCACAUGACAUUUCUAAUCAAUCGUGACACGCGUUAUCAACCAGAUGCGAUUCAAGUUGAUCCAGAAUCUGGGUAUGUAUACAUCAGUGAUACUGGAAGUUCCCCCAAGAUUGAGAAAUGUUCGAUGGGAAAUCCAGAUUCCUGUACAUUAGUUGCGAGUGAAAACGUCCAACAGCCAACAGCAUUAACAAUUGAAACAUCUACAAGCAAAGUUUACUGGUUUGACAGUUCAACGAAAACUUUAAACAUGUGCCACAAUAGUGGUAUAGAUUGUCGAGUUAUUUUAACCUCAAAUAAAAUAAUCAGUUUUCCGGUUGGAAUGUUUUUAAACAAUAACAAAGUUUAUUGGAUUGAUGCUGGUGAUUUAACAAUAAAAUCUGUCGACCAGCGUACUGGGGAAAGAUUGCAUCUAUCAGCAGCAGGUUUGCAUCGACCAAGUUCAGUUAAAAGUCUUGAUCGACUUAAUCAACCAAUGGUCAGAAAGCGUUGCCAGCAUUCGGACUGUCCUUACUUUUGUCUUCCCGCUGGUCGUGCAUACAGAUGUGUGUGUCCUACCAAUGUAGCUUCGUGCAAUCAUACUUUUCAACAAUCCAAUGUACAGAUCUUUAUAGCUGAUGAUAAUAUUAUAAGACGUUUACGUGUUAAUAUGUUAACAGGGAGCAUUCAGGGAGACAUUAUAAAACGUGGCUUGAUAAAUGCAGCUGAUGUUGCUUACAGUUCAAUUACGAGUAAAUUAUAUUGGUCCAAUGAAACAAGUUCACAGUCUCGUAUAAACAAGAAGGAAGGAGUUGCAGUUGAUUGGAUUCACCACAAUCUAUAUUGGACAGAUGCUACAAGUAACAAAGUCAUGCUUGCUUUUGGUGAUGAGGGAAACUUGGAAAAUGUUUCAACUUUGAUUGAAAGAAAUUCUGACUACAGGCCAAGGGCAAUCGCAUUAGAUCCUGUGAAAGGCUACAUGUAUAUAAGUGAUAUUGGAAGUCAACCUAAGAUAGAGAAAUGCUGGAUGAAUGGUGAACAUUGUAUGAUUAUAAUUGAUCAAAAUAUUCAGCUUCCCAAUGGUAUAGCAUUAGACUUUUCAACACAAACAAUGUUUUGGACUGAUGGACAAUUAAAAACUUUGAAAAUAUUUCCCAAUCUCCGCUACCAUAUUCGAAGAGACAAAUUAAAGUUAUCAUUUUAUUACUAUGUCAUUUCCUUAGCUUGUAGAAGAGGCUUUCAACCAGAUGCAAACUAUACAGAUUGUGUGGAUAUUGAUGAAUGUGAAACUGAUACACAUCUGUGUGAACAGAUAUGCUUCAAUUAUGUGGGGAGUUACUUAUGUGUCUGUGGUGUUGGAUUUACAUUAAACCUGGACCGCCGCUCUUGUUAUGAUGCAGGUUGUUCCGGCAGUCCAUGUUUCAAUGGAGGUUUAUGUUCAGAUGUUCCCAAUGGUACAUACUCCUAUACUUGUCAAUGCUUGCAGGGAUUCAGGGGUCGCUUGUGUCGGGAAAUAUACAGUAGUAUCAAUGUAGCUUUAAGUGGAAAUGAGGUUUCAUUUGAAUGUAUUGUUCCAAGAGUUGUUACAUCAGUUAUAAAGUGGUAUAGGAAUCGUGAACGAAUAACAACUGCGAUGCGAAACACAUUCCUAACCUUUAAUGGUCGUUUGUUGAGAAUUUUCUUCCUAACUUAUCUUGAAGCUGGGGAUUAUAAAUGUCAAUUUGAACAUGGGGGUUCGGAAUAUGCCUCAACAUACUUUCUUGAAGUCCCGGUUCAACUUUCAGCCGUUUGUGGUCAAGCACCUAGCAUAACUGAUCGCAUUGGUGGAAGAAUUACAUCAGGUGUACCAACUGCACCUUUUAAUGGUCCAUUUAUUGCUAUGCUGGUAGAGGAAACUAUUGAAGGAAAUGAAACCAUUUGCGGAGGUUCUAUUGCUACAAGGAAUAAAAUAGUUACAGCAGCACAUUGCGUGCACGAUUUAAAUAUAACAUCAAUCCAUGUGUUUGUUGGCAAAGUGGUAACAGAUAUUACAUUGAUUGAACCGUACCAACAACAUUCCCUUAUCUCCCAUGUUGUAUUUCAUGAGAAUUACGAUUCCGUUAAUUUAAACUCAGAUAUCGCCGUUCUUACUUUAUCAACGCAAUUAGUAUUCACCAAAGCAGUCAAGCCGUUGUGUAUCCCGCUUCAUACUGACACAAGCCAAGAUAUCAAACCAAGGCCAAACAGAGGCUUAUCUAAGAUGGGGUUGGUGUUAGGGUAUGGAAGGACAAGACAUGGUGGUCCAGUUUCAACUCAAUUACGGGAAGUUCUGGUUGAAAUUCGCACACACGCCUUUUGUACCGAAAGAUACCGUACUGUCAACAAAGAGGUGACUUCAGUCAUGUUUUGUGCAGGUGGUGGCGCACAAGAUGCUUGUAGUGGAGAUUCUGGUGGACCAUUUGCUUUGUGGAGCAACAGAACACAGUCGUGGUGGUUGGCUGGUAUUGUAUCUUGGGGACCAAGAGGUUGUGGGGUGUCAAAUUUACCUGGCGUUUACACAAGAAUUGGCACUAGCAUGCGCCAGUGGAUACACAAUCAAUUAUAACUAGACAGCACAAACACCUAAAAGCAACCGAAAUGUUUAAGUGAGCAUGUUAUAACGAUCGUUGUUUUGCUCUUAACUCCCUUUUCGCCGUUGUUUUUAUGCUGCUAUGUUUUUUGUUGUCGCAUUUAAAGAGAUCAAUAAAAAGAGCCAUAUGAAGUUGCUAGUACAGAAUAACUUAGUAUUUUUAUUAUUCACUGCUUACAAUAAAUGAAAACUAAUAUUAGUUGCA
Messenger RNA from Ciona intestinalis (vase tunicate), 3799 nucleotides. NCBI's taxonomy places the organism in Eukaryota, Metazoa, Chordata, Ascidiacea, Phlebobranchia, Cionidae. The record is from RefSeq and is a predicted model, not a curated record.